UAGAUUUAUAUUUAGCUCUCUCCUAAAACAAUCAUCAGAGCACGAAGAACUGUUUACAACUAUGGGAACCUCAGAGAACAAAUUUGAAAAGCUUACGUUAUAUGUAGGAGAUCUUGAUUCGAGUGUUGACGACAGUGAAUUAUACACAACAUUCAAUGAGAUCACUCAUGAUGUUUCUUCUGUUAAAAUUUGUCGCGACCGAAACACCGGCUCGUCUCUUGGUUAUGGAUAUGUUAAUUUCAACCAUGGUUCCAAAGCGAAGACUGCAAUGGAGAUGCUGAAUUUUUACAAGUUAAAGGGAAAACCUAUGAGGAUAAUGUUUUCAGAACGUGAUCCUAGCAAGAGAAGGGGCGGCAGAGGUAACGUGUUUGUCAAGAAUCUAGACGAAUCUAUCGACAACAAGCAACUUAGCGACAUGUUCUCUGCAUUUGGCAAAGUUCUCUCUUGCAAAGUGGUUCGUGAUGCUUCUGGAGUUUCGAAAGGAUAUGGGUUCGUCCAGUUUUACUCAGAGCUUUCAGUCAAUAUCGCAUGCAAUGUUCGCAAUGGCACGCUCAUCCGCAAUCAACAUAUUCACGUUUCUCCAUUCGUUAGCCGUCGUCAAUGGGAUGAAUCUCGGGUUUUCACUAAUGUUUAUGUUAAAAACUUGGCGGAAACUACGACGGAUGCUGAUUUGAAGAUGAUUUUUGAGGUGUUUGGGGAGAUUACUAGCGCGGUGGUGAUGAAAGACAAAGAAGGUAAGUCUAGAAUGUUCGGGUUUGUGAACUUCGAGAAGGCUGAGGCGGCGGUUACUGCAAUAGAGAAGAUGAACGGGAUAGUAGUUGAUGAAAAAGAGUUGCAUGUUGGGAGGGCUCAAAGGAAAAAUAAUAGAAUUCAAGAUUUGAAAGACAUUUUUAAACUAGAAAAGAUAAAACGGGAUAUGAGAACACGUAAAGGGAUGAAUCUUUAUGUGAAGAAUCUUGAUUAUUCUGUUGAUAACACAAAGCUUCAAGAAUUGUUCUCAGAGUUUGGAACUAUCAUUUCCUGCAAGGUCAUGGUCCAUUCCAAUCGUAUCAGCAAAGGUGUUGGGUUUGUUGAGUUCUCAACGAGUGAAGAAGCUUCUAAAGCUAUGCUCAAGAUGAAUGGGAAAGUGGUGGGAAAUAAACCAAUCUAUGUCUCUUUGGCCCAAUGUAAAGAGGAACAUAAGCUUCAUUUACAAACUCAAUUUAAUAACCUUCCCUGGAACGUUGUUUCGUCAACUAUAGCACCAAGUCCUCACCAACACCCUAUCUUCAGUCAAGCAGUCGCUCCGGCAACAAUGUUAUCUCCACAACCUCCAUUUAGAGGAUACAACUUCCAAUCGUAUUUUAUGUGCGGAUCAAGAAUGCCAAACAGUUGCCCUCCAAUGUCUAUCCCUAAUACCAUGGUGCCACAACCAUUUUGUCCAACUCUAUACCCACCUGCUCCUCCUGUCGGCCUCUACCAUAGUUUGCCACUGCCACUACUACAACCAAAUCUAUGGAACAUAUACCGUAGAAUUUAGUAGCUUAUAGGACUUGAAAUUAUGCUUCCAAAAGCGAACGGUUGGAUUAAUAGUCUUCUUUUAUUAAGUUAAGGUCAUGUUAGGAUUUCAUUUACCAUAUUAUAUUUACUCACUGGUUUUAAUAUGCGUAAAGUUUCUUUUG
Arabidopsis arenosa is the source of this 1661-nucleotide messenger RNA. Lineage: Eukaryota; Viridiplantae; Streptophyta; Magnoliopsida; Brassicales; Brassicaceae. The record is from the annotation of a GenBank genome assembly.